Messenger RNA from Sebastes umbrosus (honeycomb rockfish), 1333 nucleotides. RefSeq names its product patatin-like phospholipase domain-containing protein 2. The record is from RefSeq and is a predicted model, not a curated record. Bases 254 to 1015 code for a protein of 253 amino acids. The transcript has 6 exons. NCBI's taxonomy places the organism in Eukaryota, Metazoa, Chordata, Actinopteri, Perciformes, Sebastidae.
AGGAUGUUUAGUCAGAGCAGUCCCAGAUACAGAUAAACACAGUGUAGUGUAGUGAAAGCAACGCAUCCUCUCCGUCAACCCAUUCUCUGUGUCUCUUUAGCGUUACGUGGACGGCGGGAUCAGCAACAACCUGCCGCAGUCGGAGCUGAAGAACACCAUCACCAUCUCUCCCUUCUCCGGCGAGUGUGACAUCUGUCCCCGCGACAACUCCACCAGCUUCCACGAGCUGCGCUUCACCAACACCAGCAUCCAGAUGAACCUGGGCAACAUGUACCGCCUCAGCAGGGCCCUGUUUCCACCAGAACCCAAGGUCCUGGCUGAGAUGUGUCAGAGCGGUUAUAAGGAUGCUCUACGCUUCCUUGAAGAAAACAACCUGCUGAUGCUGGAGCAUCCGACCUCGGGCCUCGCCCCGCCAGAGAGCCCGCCAGAGAGCCCGUCCGCCUGCUGCGGCAAGCACACGGAAACCAACAAAGAGUGGGUCCUCCGGAGGCUCCGCCUGCUGCGCAAACAGCACUGGUGGCUGGAUGAGCAGAUCGUUCUGCCCACGUCCAUCAAGAAAGUGUUCUGCGAGGCCUGCCAAGACAAACCCGGCCUGUAUGCCAAGGUGUCCGGGAUGCUGCCAGUGAGAGUGGCCUCCUACAUGCUCAUGCCGUACACGCUUCCUGUACAGUCGGCCUACUCAGUGGCCCAGAGGUUAGUGGAGUGGAUCCCAGAGGUGCCAGCGGAUAUGCGCUGGCUGUUUGGGGUGGCAGGUGACAUGUACCAACAGGCCUGGAGAGGAGCACCAGCCAUCAGAGAGCCGUGCCUGAGGAAAUGCUUGAGCGAGCCGCCUCUACCUACAGAGUGUGAUAAACCCAUGCAGGGAGACAACCCGCCUCCUCUUUCCUCCCUAGACCUCCACGGCAGCUACUGGGAGAUCCCCAAAUCUACCUCCUCCCACCAUCAUCCUCACAUCGCCCUCUCCUCUCCGCAAAAAGUUAGCUUCUACGUCGGCUCGCAGGAUGAACCUGAAUGAUUCAGGACCUGCACUUUGACAAUCAUGACCCCUCUUCCUGUGAGGAGGAGCUGGUGGAUCGACGGGGUGGUACAGAUUUGAACCAGCAAACAAAAUGUUUUCAAGGAAACGCACAUUUAAUCUCUGACUCUGAACACUCCAGGCGGCACCGACUGUAUUAUAUUUUAACGAGUGCUCUGGAGAACUCACUCAGGAUCGUGGAUGUGUCUUUUAUGACCUUUUUUUUUAUGUACAGCACUAGAAAAGUGUCUAGUUUUACAAUCUAACUACAACCCUACCUACCUGUUGGUUUAAAAUAUACUCAAUGUAGCAUUCAUU